UAAAUUUGUCUGCGUUUUUGGAAUAUUCUUCUCAUAAAAUUUAGUAUUUUUUCCAGUUAUUCGGAGACAAAAUAUAUAUCUUUGCAUUCAAAGUUCCAAUGCCUACAUUUCCACACUUUCUGAUAACUAAGAUAAUAAAAAAAGUGAAAACCUCAGCCAUCAAAACUCCAUCGAAAUUAUAAAUAUUUUUGUGCGCUUUGAAGCGGAAUUUAGACUUAGGUAGCCGAGUCUGGAUUGCUAACGGCUUCAACAACGUUUUCUAGAAAACUCGACUGAUCGAGGACCUUGUCAACAAACUGCGAUCUAACAAUAACAUCCUUGGAUAUGUGGAUUGGUAAAAGCUUUCGAGUGACGUUGAACAAGGAAAACUGAGUUGGAAGUUUAGAGAUAACAAAUUGAAAACUCGUGCACAGAAUAAUAUACUUGGACUCCUGGCACAGAGGAGGUAAAUCUCCUUUUGUGUGUGCAGAAAAUUAGAACUGACUAAAUGAGCUUCACUAAUGCAAGCAAAGAGAGCUUUAUUGAAGCGCACUGCAAAAUGAGUUUCAGUAGUGCAAGAAAAAUGAAUCUCAUGAGCACGAGGCUGGAUCUUAAUGAUGGGUGUCUCUUGUGCGAUGGACGAUAUCACAGCGGCCGGUGCAGAAGAAAGUGUCUGGGAAGUGAGCCUGUCAGACUAUCCCUAAAAAAAUACAGUCAAGCGUCAUCGCCUUUCAAUUAUAGUAAAACGAAGUUUCUUCUAUUUACAUCGUUACUUCUGUUCCUGCACUUCACGGAUUUUGGUGCCUGCUACAUCCACGAGGGCGACACGCGCAUCUAUAAGGAGCGACACCGGGCGCUAUCGCCGCCACAGCCUGCGCUCGCGCCGCAGUUCGACGCUUCGAGCUCCGGCAACGUCACGGCCCUGGCAGACAAAACUGCGCUGCUUAACUGCCGAGUUCACAAUGCAGAAAAUCUGUCGGUAUCUUGGAUACGGCAUAGAGACAUCCACCUGCUCACGGUAGGACAGUACACCUACACCUCUGACCAGCGCUUCCGCGUUGUGCAUGAGCGCGACUCCGACGACUGGAUCCUCAAAAUCUCCUACGUUCAGCCCCGAGAUUCAGGCGUGUAUGAGUGCCAAGUCUCCACCACUCCGCCUACGUCGCACUUCAUUGGACUCAACGUUGUCGAGCCACAGACAAAAAUUUUGGGAGGCCCGGACCUGCAUAUCAACAAAGGAUCAACCAUCAACCUAACGUGCGUGAUUCAGUUCUCUCCAGAGCCGCCUGACUUCAUCAUCUGGAACCACAAUGGCAAGAUCAUCGGUUACGACUCGCCGCGAGGAGGCGUGACAGUCAUCAUAGAGAAGGGAGACGAGACUGUUUGCACUCUGCUCAUCCAGCGAGCGCGAGACACCGACUCUGGUCGAUAUGACUGUCAGCCUUCCAACGCUGCGCCUGCCAAGACAACCGUACAUGUCCUAAACGAACAGCCGGCGGCUAUCCAACAUGGCGGCCAGGCGAACUACAGAAGUUCUUCCUGCAAAACGCUUUUGUCACUUCUUUUUUUCCUGGCGGCUCAUCAACGGCUCCUCAAAUUCGGGGAGUGAGAGUCCUCGCGAAGCGACACCUCGCCGUUUUUUUAGCACUUUUAUAAACGAGCUAAAUGGGACUGCGUAAUGCGUAUAGAGAGCAUUGCACAAGGACGAAUUCUGCAGAAAACGACGGACUCUUGGAAACGAGGUUUCGUCUUGGUGGAUAUGGUAUUUCCCCGCCCCAGGAGGACUAAGACCUGAGUAUUUAUUCUGCCUGUACGUUAUUUCAUCAAUCAAAUGAAGAUUUGAUCACCUAUGAAAUUUUAAACCAAAAUUUGCUUUUUAAAUUUUUGCACAUUAUUUCGAGAUUUGGCUUUUUGAAGAAAGAGUGGCUGAUUCUAAGUGCAUCAAAGUUAUUAUCACCUGAUGUGCACCAUUGUUAAGUAAUUGUCUAAUGUACAAAAUCGUACCUGUCUGCACAGCUGGAAUGAUUUUCUUUCGAAAAUAAUUUACGCACUACAAUAAAACAAAUGAUGUUGGCACUUAUUUAUUUCGCCAAGGAUCUGAUGGGAAAACUGUUAAAGCUUAUAUCGUUGAUCAUAAUUAAAAUAUAGAUAGGAAUUUUUGAAGCCUAUUUUCAAUCGAAUUUCAGGUGAAGAUUUCGAUAAAACGUUGUUGCAAGAGAAGUGAUAUGCAAAUACCUAGCAUAUAAGCAUCGGGCUGACCGAGUUAUUGAUCUUAAAAAAAUGUAUUUCUAUUUUUACUCACUGAUCAAUAUGGUGCAAGAAUAAUAAUUGUGAGCAUGUUAAAAAUUAACGGUGAAUCCCCAUUAACAAGGAACUUUAUGUGUUUUUUCCUACCGAAUUAGAACCUACAUCAUAUUGGUCUUACACGUCCUCGAGUAAUUGCAAUUUAAUUUGUUCGGAUGAAGGCCAAUUGCCCAUUCCUUAAGAGUUAAUUCCAAUGAGUCUUAUUUUCCGAUGUGUGUGAAUACACAUACAUAGAUAUCGAAAACUCAAAUGGUUCUACGAUUACACUCAGCAAAGUGACUAGGUUAUAUUGUCCAUCAAACAUUGUUUCACUAUUGGCACACACACAAUGCACAUAUUGUCAAUUGGCACAUACUGUAUUGUCAAACACACUUUCCAACUCACAGCAUGAGCAGACAGCGGAUGUUGCACCGAUAUGUCCUUUUGUCGGGCGAAGCUGGGUCUGGGUGUCUCACAACAGCGCUAAUGGCGCAUCACCAUUAGGACAAUGUUUCGCAUUGUUCUGAGUGUAUUCUUGUUUGUUUUUCUCUAAUUUUCUUUCUCCAGAUCAUAAUAACGGGAAACUUAGAACCUGCUUCUUUAGCAACUUUAAUUUCCAGCACAAACACAACACAAUUUGUGCGGGGGACAAGGCAUUUAGCUAGAGUAAGCAAAGACAUUCGCUAACUCUUUAAUUUUUCCCUCUCUUUUGGCAUAUCUUGAUAACGAUCAGCCUCACAAGCCACAGCCUUCUCAUGCAGCAACAUAGACACCUGACCCGAUGCUUUACUUAGCAUCACGAAGAAGGAACGUGAUGGGAGUCGAAGGAGACGAUGGCGUAACGUUUGAAAAUAAAUUACUAUUUACUACUAAUUGGCGCAACGUUUGACCACGGUAAAUAAUCACUCAGUAGGAACAAUUACAAUUAUAAUGAGACUAGUGAUGGCAACGUAUGAACUAACAAACUCUCACUUUACACGUUCUUAAUGCGUUCGUACAUCAGUUCUCACUUUAAAACACAUUUAGUUUAUGUACUCAUUUGAAUCACUCGUUGGUCCUCCGACACUGCACAAGGGAGUGCCCGACGCUGUGCCACCGCUCGUUGGGAGCGAAGCUUGAGAUUACAUCUGUUGUGCGGCAGCUCUCACUUGAUUAACAGUGCAGGAGCAAAUGUCGGCAUAGGAACACUCAUAAUCAACCGUAGGCCAGACUGCCGCGUAGGCUUCGUUAAGCAGAGAAACUUUACCUCAAUAAUGAGCACCAUCGUAACUACGCAAUGGUUAAUGUUAACACGUAAUGGUUAACCUUUCAUCGGGCAAGCGUCAUACAUGGUAAGAAUAAGAUCGGUCAUAAGUGAAGUAUGAGUACUCAUAAUAUUCAUAACAGUACUAGUGGAUAAAUUAGACGAUUUUUUGAAUUUAUUACGCAAGAAAUACAUUUUGCAACAAAAAUUUAUUCAUCAAGGUUUGGAAUGGAAUUCUGCGAUAACAACUAAGCCACCAUUAUUGGGCAGAAAACAGCGCACUGUAAGGUGAUGAUCAGCAACAUUAAGACUUUGUGGAAUAUUAUCGAUAUACUGAAUGAUGUCUCAUUUUGUUCUUGAACCGUGAGAGGUAAUGUCGAUCAUUGACUCAGUACCAGUAGACCUGAAUAAAUCUAAAUUGAGGAUAAUUUCAUAAUUUUUUUUCAUAUCGUAUUGUGUUAUCUCACGAAAAAUAAUCAAAGGUUCAUUCAAUACGCACACCCGAAAGGCUAUUUUGAAUUGUCUCCAGCUUAUCCCCGUACAUUUAUGUACUAACGUAAUCUUUCAGGAAUUGACUAUGAACAAUUAAUAAGUCCUGCGCGUACAUGACUGUUCCCGUACACCACGACUCAAGCGCAGUCGGGUCUAGUUUUGAGGAACGAGGAAAUGAAUUAUCGACAAUUUUUGAAUUAUCGUAUUAUCGACAAUUUUUAAAUUAUCGAAUUAUCGACAUAGUCAGAUCGAUUUGUAUCAAUGAAAAAUUGUAAAUAUGAGAAAACAACUGUAUUUUAAAGGUAUUCCAUUAUCAUUGGAUCUGAAUUAACCCCACAUGUACAAAUCCCUGAGAUUAGCUACAAAUUAUAUUGUAAAUAUCUACAUCAUUAUAUCAAAUGAGCUGCGAAAUUAUUUUCAAUCAUGUAUAUAGAUGUUUUGAAGGAGUCACUUGAACGAUUUCGAUGUAUCGACUUUCAACUUGAAGCGAUGAGAGACCAAAAAUAUUUAUUUAAAAUUAUCACUCAGGUUUCAUAUGUCAGUUCUGCAGUAGUUGUAAUUUAGCAUAGUAUAUGUUUUAUACCCUAUCAAUAAUCGACCUCAAAAGACUUCUGUACAUAGACUCCACUUGUAUCAAAGAUGAAGAUGUGUGUUGGGGACUUGGCAAUUCAGUAAUUUCCGGAAAAUCAGGGAAUCUAACAAUAGAUUCUACGCUGUUUUGAAAUUUCUAAAAAAAAUAAUGCAAAUAUUGUAUAAAAUAACUUUUUUCAAGAAAUGAGCGGCCAACAUCUUAAUUUAUUAGACGGCUGAGAAAAUAUUAAUGUACUUCUUUCUAAAAAAAAUGUUGUAAAAUUUGAAGACGUUCCCUCUCAUCAAAUGGUAAUCUCGAUUUUUUUUAUCCAUUGACUGCGUGCUGGUCCCUGUAGUAUAUUUGCCUCUACUUGAUUGCUGUAACAUUGCUUUGUUCAUAAUAAACUAUAAGACAACG
Molecule: messenger RNA, 4985 nt
Organism: Hyalella azteca
Lineage: Eukaryota; Metazoa; Arthropoda; Malacostraca; Amphipoda; Hyalellidae
Exons: 7
Coding region: 488-1588 (366 amino acids)
Biological process (GO): synapse organization
Cellular component (GO): neuron projection membrane
Source: RefSeq, a predicted model, not a curated record